AUGUCGAUGGAGAGCCCUCUCGUGUGCAAGGCAGCCAACAACUCUCAUCCGACGUUCGGUGAUCUGGCAGUUAUUUACCCGAAGCCUCGCGUCAUCACGGUUGUUUCAAAGGAGAAAGGAGGAACGCUCUGGGCGCUGGAUCGGAUUGCUUACCGCUCGAGCUUGAUGCGUGGUCGACCGCUGCAAGAGAUGCGCACUGUGGUCUUCGAACCAAACCAAGUGGGUUUGCACGAGGGAAUGACGGAGCCGGGCUUCUUUCUGAUCAUCAGUGGCCGCAUCGAAUCGACCUCAAAGAUGGACAAUGUGGUGUCUCUGGAGCUCAAGACGCUCGACUACUUUGGUGAAAUUGCGCUGGUUCGAAGACGUUCGAUCAGACAACGUUCCAUUCGUGCUAUUGAGAGCACUGAGUGUCUGUUCAUUCGAAAGGACGCAUUGGAACUGGCUGUGGGCAACCUGCCUUCAAUUUUGGAGAAGAACAAACUGCGUCGUGCACGCAAGACACGGAUCUUGGAGGCACAGAAGGAGGCAAAGGUGUUGUAUGGAUAG
Phytophthora infestans T30-4 is the source of this 546-nucleotide messenger RNA. RefSeq lists its product as uncharacterized. The record is from RefSeq and is a predicted model, not a curated record. Bases 1 to 546 code for a protein of 181 amino acids. Lineage: Eukaryota; Oomycota; Peronosporomycetes; Peronosporales; Peronosporaceae. The transcript has 4 exons.